This is a messenger RNA of Lactuca saligna, 360 nucleotides long. The record is from the annotation of a GenBank genome assembly. NCBI's taxonomy places the organism in Eukaryota, Viridiplantae, Streptophyta, Magnoliopsida, Asterales, Asteraceae.
AUGAAGGUUGGUGAUGGUAAUGGAGAGGGAAAUAAUGAUACCAUAGAUUUGGGCCAUGAUGAUGACAACAAUGGUGAUGGUGAAUACAAAAGAAAAUCCGAUGAAUCAGUUGAAAGAUCAAGUUCGGAAACGGGCUCCUCGGAUGAACUUAUUGCUGACCCUUUUACAUUACUUGAAAUGAGAGACAAAGUCGACAAGCUCCGCAAUGAAACCUUGGAUGAAGAAGCUCAAAAUGACGAUGCACAAUUGGUCUCUACAGAACUACCUUUCAUCGGAAAAGUCCUUUCCGAUGAAGAAAAGGCAAAAUGGCUAUCUUGGCCAUCAACUAUGUCCACAUUCAUCAAUAAAAAGCAUCCUUGA